This is a messenger RNA of Tigriopus californicus, 8188 nucleotides long. Its product is annotated as MAM and LDL-receptor class A domain-containing protein 1-like. Gene Ontology annotation, molecular function: protein binding. Bases 1 to 7974 code for a protein of 2657 amino acids. Gene Ontology annotation, cellular component: membrane. NCBI's taxonomy places the organism in Eukaryota, Metazoa, Arthropoda, Copepoda, Harpacticoida, Harpacticidae. Gene Ontology annotation, biological process: nervous system development. The record is from RefSeq and is a predicted model, not a curated record. The transcript has 41 exons.
AUGGUAGACCUUUUGCCUCAAGGGUUUCUCUUAGCUCUUUUCAUGCAAGGAUCCUUUGGCACGGUCCCUAAUUGUGAUUUUGAAAACGACCUUUGCUCAUGGAAUAUUGAGGGAAGAUCAGCCUUUCAGUGGAAUCAAACUUCCGGUAUCGACGUGUUGAAAUCUGAGUUUGAUGGCCCGCAAAGCGAUUUUGACAGCAAUGAGAACGGACAUUUUCUCUUGGCUUAUGCCUCCAAUGAAAAAGGCCAGAGAGCCACAACCAAGGUUGUGAGUCCAAUUCUUGAAGGAGUGCAAUGUUUCACUUUCUACUUCGUGGUUUCGAUCGGGAAUGACAUUGACUCCUUGAGUAUCUUCAUUGAUUCCAUGGGACACAAAUCUCCGUCCUUGAUCUGGCAACUUAAAGAUCAUAAACACCAAAUGUGGGAAAAAGGACAGGUGAAAAUCACCAAUGCAGAGGAAUACCAGGUCUGGAUUGAGGCCUCAAGACCUGGAACAUCGGAAGGAUUUGUAGCUGUGGACCAAUUCGAGUUCUCAGAAGAUCUAGACAAUUGCCAAUUGAUCCCUGAUAUUGCCAGUGUCUCAAAAUCUGUUCAAAAGCCCGAAGAAGGCAACUGUGAAUUUGAGAACGGAGUUUGUACUUGGAUCCUCUUUGGUGGAGAUUUCGCAUGGGAGCGAAUGAAUGUGGAAGAUUUGGCCCAUGGAGAACUUCAGGGCCCGGAAACUGACCACGCAGGUGGCACAAAUGGGUACUUCCUUUACGCCACUCAAAGGUCGUCCGAGAAUGAUAAGGACGUCGCUACAUUUGAAAGUUCCAUGUUUGAAAAUGUACCACAACAGUGCUUUCACUUUGUCUUCAACAUGCCUGAAGGUGGAAUAUCCGCCUUGAUUUUGGCGACCGAAGAUGCUCAAGGAUAUCGGGAACAAAUUUGGAAACACAAUGGUCUUCCUAUUACUCAAUGGGAAACUGGUCGAGUCCUCAUCACACGAGACUAUGAUUACACGAUCGUGAUAUCCGUUAUCCAUGGGAAUGGAAAAGAUGGAUAUGUCAGUAUCGACGAUGUCAGGUUUUCCCUCUUAGAUCUCGAGGAAUGCAGCUUAGUUCCCGAAGACGCCAUCCCCGAGACACCCACCACCCCUGCCCCCCAAACGGAACACCCGCCCCACGUGACUUCUUGCACCUUUGAAAAAGACUUUUGCGAUUGGAAGCCCAAUGGUGGCAAAUGGAAUCGUUUGAGUGGAAACGAGAUUCAGGCCAAUGAAGAGAUCCAUGGACCCGAUGUCGAUUUUGAUGAGAGCCCGGUUGAAAAAUUCUUGGUGGUAGAUGUGGCAGAAUCGUUGGCGGCCGGAGUUAAGCGUGGAAACAUCGUGCGAUUGAUGAACGGACUCAACGAAGAUGUGGAGUGCAUGCACUUCUGGUACAAAUUGGAGAACGUGGACUCGUCGAUUCAAAUGUUUUUUGUGUCCACCCAAGAGGUGGGUGAGUUUGUCAACGAGAUCGAAUGGGGACUCAUCAACCCAAAGUCUACGGAUGAAUGGCAGGAAGGUCAGGCUUAUCUGCGAUCAGUCAAAAAGGCUGAUUACGAGUUGAAGAUUGGAUACUUCCUGGGACAAGGUCAGAAGGGGUACAUUGCCAUUGACAACAUCGACUUGACCAUAACCGAUACUUGCGCAUUCAUUCCGGAAGAGGCCUACCCGUUUCCCGAUCCAGACUACCAAUGCGAUUUUGAAUCCGGUUGGUGCGAAUGGUUUGCUGAAGGCCCAGAUGAAUUCAGAUUUAAUUUGGUGAAGGGGGAGAUGAUUUCCAACCCCUCUUAUUAUCAUCUUCCCGAUAAAGACCAUACCGGGUCUGCCGUGGCCCAAUAUCUUGGAUUGGAAUUCCAUGAGCAAAAGAAUCAAAGGCCCGAUCAAGAUCAAUCUAGGGGCUUGGAAACGACCCUGCGAGGCCUCACUCUGGAUGGAAAAAAGCACAACUUUGCAUGCUUCAGAUUUUGGUACUCCCACAAUAUUGAGAGCCAAUUCACGAUCACGCUUGAGACACGGCGAUUGUCGGACUUCAGGCGGGACUUCGUUUGGAUCCUCCAUCAGCCGAAGCGAAAUACUCGAAACACGUGGAUGCAGGGUCAGGCUCGGCUGCGCUCGUUCGAUCAAGGCGAAUACGAGGUGAUUUUUAAGAUUCAACCCAACGGAGAGCGUGCCGGAUACUUUGCCUUAGACGAUUUUUCCUUGAGCCAUACCGAUCAUUGCCUCAUCAACCCUUUGGAAGCUCUCCCAGUGGAUCAGCCUCGACCUGUUUGCACUUUUGAGGAGAACCUCUGUUAUUGGAAACCGUAUCCAGGUGACGAUAAGUUCCACUUCAGAAGAACCGAUGGCAAUAGCGUGGUGGCUGAAGGUAUCAGUGGUCCCCAAACUGAUUUGAAUGGUGAUCCAGAGGGAUUUUUUGUCAUUGCCGACGGCUCCACUGGAAAAUUUUUGGAACUUGCCGCGUUAGAAAGUCCUCAAUACAAUGGCACAAUCACUGAGAAGGAAUGUUUUCACUUCUGGUACUGGUUUGAGGACAAAGAACACAUUGAGUUGGUUGAUAUUGAGAUCCUCAAGGAAGGAAUUGUGGCUCCAGAACUGAUCUGGAGGCAAGGAGACGUUGGAGAACAAGGUGACGAAAAAACUUGGCUUGAAGGCCAAGUUGAUGUGAUCCCUGAUGGAGCUAUCAGUUACAAGAUUACCUUCUCAGUAGUGAAGGGAAGAAAUAACUUUGGCACUUUCGCUGUGGACGAGUUUCACUUUAAUGCCAAAGAAGAGUGUCCCACGAUUCCCAAGAGAGCGGAAAUCCCAGCCUUCUUCUGCGAGUUUGAACUGAACUUGUGUGGUUGGGAGGUCAAGGCCCACGAAGACCGGUUUACCUUUAAUCGCAUGACUAGCGAACAAAUCGAAGAACAAGGGCUGAUGGGACCUUCAGGCGACUUUUUUAACCAGAAAAAUAAGAAAUUUCUUUUCGUCGAUGCCGAAGAAGGGGGCAAUGCCGGGAUCAUAGCGGUCCUGGAAAGUCCCAAAAUUUCGGGUGAUAAGGUUGGGCAGUGCUUCAAAUUCGUCUAUGCACUUGAGAAUUCCAAUGGAGAACAUGGAAUCAAAUCCAUUACCAUCCAAAGCGUGACAACCAUUCUGGAAGAGGAGUCCGUGAUUGUACUCUGGACGUUAUCGGAUGAGAGUGAGCUUCAAAAAGACAAGGAUAGUAACGUCUGGGUCAAAGGUCAAACCAAACUCCGAAGCUUCUUGAAAAAGGAUUUCAAGAUUCAAAUUGUGGUGGAAAAGGGCCGAUUAAAUGGCUACGCCGCAUUCGACAUAUUCUUGGCUAGCGACGAGGAAGGUGAUUCAUGUUCAAUCAUGCCACCAGCCGCUGACCCCGAAGACCAAUUGAUCCAUUGUGAUUUUGAGGCCGACGAUUUGUGCGGCUGGGAGGACAGUGGCCCAGCGGAGUUUUCCUUCGUUCGAGUGAACGGACAAAUGGUCUCAGAAUACGAAAGCGAUUCGAGGUUGCCAAAGGAAGAUCACCUUCAAUCAGACUCGGGUUACUACAUGGGACUCGAACGAAUCGUUGCGAAGAGAAGCAUUUUGGGAGGGGAAACGGCCAUUUUCACCAGCCCUGAGUAUAUUUACGGUGACAUGCCCAAAGGAUGUAUUCGAUUUUGGUACUCGCACGACAGGGACAAUCGUCUCAAUAUCCAAUUGCAACGUGUUAACGCCGAGGAAAAUGUUCAACAUUUGUGGCAACUCUUCAAUCCAACCCGAUCUGAAGGGGACCCAAUUUGGAUGCAAGGACAAGUCUUAUUCCACUCGCACGAAGAGGUCAAUUAUAGAAUCCAACUCGAGGUCAAACCAGAUGAAGAAGAAGAUAUGGGUUACUUUGCUUUCGAUGAUAUCUCAAUUUCCACCCAGGACGAUUGCCCAUUAGUUCCAGAUUUCGCCCUCCCUGUUGGAGUGGUGGAUUGUGAUUUUGAAGGUGGCACAUGUGAUUGGGAGAUUGGCCAUUUGGGUGGGGAUUUUCAAUGGCACCGAAGUGAUGUGCACGAAAUUCAGUUUAAUGGACAGCAAGGCCCAAUGAACAGUUUGAGUGGAGAUUCGUUCCUCAUUGUCCAAGCUGAGAAUAAUGGAAACGAAGGAGACAAGACCAAAUUGACCAGUCCCAUCUUCAAGGCCGAAAGCAAUCCUCGACUUUGUCUCCAGUUCUGGUUUUGGAUCGAGCAUCAAGGAGGCAUUCAAUCUUUCAAAGUGAACAAGGAUAGUGAGAUUGAACAAUCAAAGGAACUUUGGACCCUUUUUGGCGAGGACACAACUGAACCAAUAUGGAACGAGGGCCAAGUCGAAAUCAUCCCAGAUGCUGAGUCGAUCUAUCUGGCUGUGUUCGAAGUGAUUAAAGGUGACACGGAUAACGGUUUCGUGGCUCUCGAUAAUGUGGCAAUUAUAUCCAAAGAGGAGUGUCCCAACAUUCCUGCAGGAGCAUCCCCCCCUACGCCUUCUCCCUCGGAUGUGAUUGAAUGCUCAUUCGACAAUGGCGAUCUUUGUUCCUGGGGCUCAAGUGGGGCGGAUGACUCUUUCAAUUGGAUUGCCACCAAUGGUAAUGAUCAAGGGGCUAUGGAAAACCCAGGCCCAAGUGUGGAUCACUUGAACGACGCCCAAAAUGGGUUCAUGUUAGCUAAACAAUCCGCCGAGACCGAGAAUGAAAGCAGCACUCAACUGGAGAGUCCCCUAUUGACGGCGGGGGAAAAGGAGUAUUGCCUUUCAUUUUGGUUUGUUAUUAAGCGUGACAAUGUAAAUAGGCAUCUAAGAGUUUUGAGGCUUGACGUCCAAGGAAAACCUGAGGAGCUUUGGUCAAUUGCUACAUCCAAGGAUGGAUCUUGGGCAGAAGGACGUGUGACCGUUCCACCUAAAAGGGCAAACGACACUCUAUAUCAGUUGGCAUUCCUAGCCACAGGCAUCGGCGCGCACAAUGGAUACGUUGGAAUCGAUGACAUCUCGUAUCACGAAACCACGGACAUUUGUGACAUUCAACCCCCUGAAGCCAAACCUUCGGUCACUUGCUCGGAAACUGAGAUCAAAUGUGGCAAUCAAGAAUGUGUUCCACUCGAUGCGCUCUGUGACUUUCAUUCCGAUUGUUCAGACAACCUUGAUGAGGUUGAAUGCCCAUAUUUGUUCGAUUUUGAAACCUGUGCCAAAGAAACCGGACAACCGAUUUGUCAUUGGUAUCAAUUGGAAGAUAUCGAGAUCCUGGCUUGGAACAUCAUUCCCGGAAACAGUUCGGAAACAUCGAUAAACGGUCCGCAUGACACAUAUUCCAACAUUUUGUUUUUGUCCCACAACGAAACGGCUGAAAUCGGAGUAGAAGACGCCAACCCGGAAUUGUUCAGUCCAGAGUACAGAAAUUCUGGAAUCACUUGCAAGAUUGAAUAUCACUACUUCAUGCACGGAGACUUCGGAGGCAAAGAUGUGGCAUUCAAGCCAACUUUACAAAAAGGAGACGAAAGCUCUACCGUUUUAGAUCAUCAUUUUGCUCAUGAUACAGAGGAAUGGAUCACGGCCGAAGUUGGGAUUGGACGUCAAACGGGCCAAUUCAAGUUGAUAUUCGACAAAGACUCAAGUGACGUUUUCAAUGGGACGAUAGCCAUUUCUAGCGUUUCAUUACUCAACUGUGAGCGACCAAUUGCCAAAGAUUCGUGCACAAACGAAGAGUUCCGAUGCAAAAACAAGGGGUGUGUCCUGAAACAAGAAAGAUGUGACAUGUCGGAUAAUUGUGGCGAUAACUCGGAUGAAGCAGGUGGAUGUCCGGGAUACCAUUUCAAUGAUUUUGAGGCAGACAUGGGCAUGUUCUCUGACCUUGAUCAAGAGAGCGACUUCAAAUGGCAACUAGGUCAAUCGACCACCGACAAUCGGGGAACUGGGCCUCCAUUUGAUCACACCACUUUUGGACCAGAGGGUCGUUACUUGUUCAUCAAUAGCUCUAAUGAAAUGGCGCCAAACUUGGCCGCGUCAAUCAUCAGUGUGCCAUUUGAUAAAGUGAGAAAUGUUGACCAAAAGUGCCGAGUACGAUUCUAUUUCCACAUGUACGGCCAAGAUGUCGGGACCCUAUCAUUGAAAGUGAAACCAGAUAACACACCAGAUGAAAGCCUGUCCCUUUGGAGUACUUCGAGCUCAAAGGGCAACGCCUGGGUGAAAGAAGAUCAACCCAUCGAAAUAACUGAUCAGGGUUUCCAAGUGAUCUUCGAGGCUAAGGUGACAAAACUGGGGACUGGGGAUAUCGCUGUGGACGAUAUUUCUUUUACGCCAGAAUGUUUGGUGAUGGGAGAGUCCACGAUUCCUCCCACCACAACCACCUCAACUACUCCAACCACAAAGGCACCUUGUUCGGGAGACCAAUUCCAUUGUGGAGGUGGAACCUGCGUGGCCUCGGCUAAGGUGUGUGACUUUGUAGACGAUUGUCCUAAUGCAGAGGAUGAGGCCACAUGCCCUAACCUCUUUACCUUCAACGAGUGUCCAAUGUUGUCCGAUUGCGGAUGGACCAACGACGUGGAGGAUGCUUUGGACUUCAUUGCGGUUUCGAUCAAAGACCUGAUUGACGGAGGAGAAACGAGUCACGGUCCAAAUCUUGAUAUGAAUAACAGCACGGAGGGUCACAUCGUAUUUCUCUUAAAUGAUGGUGAUGUGGAAGAUUAUUCGACCACAACGGCUAAAAUGACUGGUCCGACUUAUGAAAAUGCCAAUGCCAAAUGCCUCUUGGAAUUUUGGUACUACUUGAACGGGAAUACAGGCGAGAAUAUGGCGCUCAUCCCAGCGUUAAAACACGUGGAUCUUGGGAAAUCAACCUUCCUGGAUUACCUUAUUGUAGAUGGGAACCUGGAAUCGGCUAAAACGUGGCAUUAUGCCGUCAUUGGAUUGGGUCGUCAACGCGGCAAAUUCCAAAUCUCGUUUAUCCAACAAACUGGAAAGACCUUUGAUGCCUCUGUCGCGUUGGAUGAUGUCAAAUUUACGGAUUGCAACAUACCUCCUGGAUUGCCUGAUGGAGAGUGUCCUCCCGAGGAUAGCGAAUUGAAUCCAAAUCAGCCUCAAUUCCAGUGCAAGCAUAACAAGGCUUGUAUUUCCCGGGAUUUGCUUUGCGAUCUGAGCGACGAUUGCGGGGAUGGAUCCGAUGAGGAUCGGCCAUACUGUGCUCAAAACAUCGUGACCAACUUUGAGGACGAAACUUUCGGUUACUUCUUCUUGGAUCAAGCUUCUAUACAGAGCGGGGAACACUUCAAAUUGGGCCAAGGAAUAACCAAUGGGCGGGGCUCAGGUCCACCCUUCGAUCACACUAGGCUAGAUCCGAAUGGGGUAUACGCUUACAUGGAUUCCACUGCUUUGGCCAAUGGAACGCACACCUAUCUGUACAGCUUCCCUUUCAAAGGCAGCUAUCAAAGAGAAACCAAAAUCUGUCCCAUGACCAUAUGGUUCUUCCUCAAAGGCAACCGCCAAGGAUUUGUCCGUAUUUACAAAGAAACGGUGGGUAGCACCCUCGAGACGUUGUUUGAGGCCAAGAGUUCGGGGAUCAGUGCUUGGACUCGGGCCAAAGUCAAUAUAGAGUAUCAAGCUGGACAGAUUUAUCGCUUCGUCAUCGAAGGCGAAUUAUAUGAUGGAGAUAUUGGUUUGGAUGAUAUAGUUUUCCACGAUGGUUGCAGUCCAUAUGACGGAGACUUUGCUCCACCCGUCACGGUCAAGCCGGACUUACCGCCAGGUGAUGGUCUCAGUACAGGAGCGAUUGUGGCCAUUGUCAUUGUCCCCAUCAUAUUGAUCGUCUUGAUCGCAGGGGCAAUUGUGUUCUCUUACAAGCGUAAAGAUACUCGGCCAAACAUGCCAUCUUUCAAUCGGGUCAAGUCAUUCUUAAAUCCAAAUUACAGCAAAAUGGAUGGUGAUACGAUCACCAUGAGCAACCUGACGGAUAUUCACAACUAGGAUACAGCAUCUAAUAAUCCCAUGGAAUCAAAUACUUGAAAAAGCACGUGAUUCUUGAGACACUGAAGGGCUAAAUAAACUGACAAUUCACAGCCUUCACGAGGAUUCGACCCUCAUCGGCAUUGCUCACGACUCGAAUUUAUCUUCAUUGGGCGAUUGCUCUUUCGAUUUGUUGACAUAGUGUUUUUCAAGCAAAGAAAUCUGUUCCAAUUGA